This is a messenger RNA of Penicillium taxi, 912 nucleotides long. Its product is annotated as LUC7 domain-containing protein. Gene Ontology annotation, molecular function: mRNA binding. Gene Ontology annotation, cellular component: U1 snRNP; U2-type prespliceosome. The record is from RefSeq and is a predicted model, not a curated record. The transcript is spliced from 3 exons. Lineage: Eukaryota; Fungi; Ascomycota; Eurotiomycetes; Eurotiales; Aspergillaceae. The coding region runs from base 1 to 912 and encodes 303 amino acids. Gene Ontology annotation, biological process: mRNA splice site recognition.
AUGGCCGCUGAACAGAGAAAGCUGCUCCAGCAGCUCAUGGGCACUGCUCCUGGUAUGAGCACCAAGGGUCAUUCCACACUUUCAGUCUCGGAUCCUAAAGUCUGCCGUUCAUUCCUGGUGGGAACCUGCCCCCACGACCUGUUCACAAACACAAAGCAAGAUCUCGGCCCAUGCGCCAAAGUCCAUAACGAUGGAUUGAAGUCUGAGUACGAGGGCUCAACUCCCUCGCAGAAGGCAAAGUGGGGGUUUGAAUUUGAUUACGCUCGCGAUAUGGAGGGCUACAUUGGCGACUGUGAUCGCCGAAUCGAAACGGCGCAGCGCCGACUGGAGAAAACCCCAGAGGAGAUCAAACAAGCAAAUGACCUCCACAAACAAAUUUCGGACCUGUCCAAGACUAUUGACACACUCCUCCUUGAAGUGUCCAUCCUCGGCGAGACCGGCUCAGUCGCAACCUCGCUUACAGAGAUGCACAAAAUUCGCACUCUCAAGCUGCAAAAGGAAGCCUCCGAGCGCGAUCUCAAGAACUUGCAAGAUACAUCAGGACCUUCCGGCCACCAGAAACUGCAGGUUUGCGACGUUUGCGGUGCGUAUCUGAGCCGCCUCGAUAACGACCGUAGACUGGCCGAUCACUUCUUCGGCAAGAUGCACAUGGGUUAUUCGGAGAUGCGCAAGACUUUCAAGAAGCUUAGCUCCGAGCUGAAGGGUCGCCGCCCACCCUCUCGUCAAUUUGAGGAUGAUGAUCCGUACGCUGCAGGAAACCGUAAUCGACCUCCCCAAGCUAAUGAAUACCGAGCUGGAGGAUACGGAGGCUAUGGAGGAGGAGGCUACGGCGGAGGAGGCUAUGGUGGAGGUGGAGGCGGGUAUGGUCGAGGUGGACGAGGCGGCCGUCGCGGUGGACGAAGCCGGUAUUGA